Penicillium brevicompactum is the source of this 1821-nucleotide messenger RNA. RefSeq lists its product as uncharacterized. Gene Ontology annotation, cellular component: membrane. Bases 1 to 1821 code for a protein of 606 amino acids. Lineage: Eukaryota; Fungi; Ascomycota; Eurotiomycetes; Eurotiales; Aspergillaceae. Gene Ontology annotation, molecular function: transmembrane transporter activity. The record is from RefSeq and is a predicted model, not a curated record. The transcript has a single exon. Gene Ontology annotation, biological process: transmembrane transport.
AUGGCGCAUCGAGAUUUCAAUGACAAGAAAGGCUUCCGAGUCGCGGAGGAGGAAGUGGGAACCCCAGGCUCAGCUUUGACACCAUCAACAACCCACGAGACAAGAAGUUCUUACGAUCUCGAGACUUCUGAAAAUGCCGCCGAGUUACAAAAAGCACCUACCACGAGGAGCCGCCGGGACUCACACAUGGGCGAGGCCCUGGAGAACCUCUCGCGCAGCUAUUCUGUCAACGGAAAUGUCGAACACGAACUGGAAAACGUGUCUUCCCGCCGCAUGGAGCGCACUGGAACUCGCCGUUCGGCUAGGUAUCCUUCGCCAUCCCGAAUGCCCGACCUGGACGAAGAAAUCAAUGGUCCAGCCAACUUCAAGUCUCAAGGCGUGCCUCCUGAGCUUGGUAGUUUCACGGCGGAGGUAAUCUUCGUUCUGGUCUGCUCCGCUGGUCUUUUGCUGUAUUCUUUCUUCCUUGGCGAUAUCACGGUCAACCAAGAAGAAUGCAAGCGCGCGCUUGGUAUCAGCAACAGCGAGCUCCCUUGGCUGAUCGGCUCGUUCACUCUUCCGCUCAGUCUUUCGGUAGUGGUCUCCGGAUCGCUCAAUGACUUGAGUCCGCCCAGAACCCUCAUGAUUGGGGCAUUCGCUUGGCUGACCAUUUGGAACGUGGUGGGUGUAUUCUCAAUAACCCCCAGUAGGGCAAUUCUGUUUUAUAUGGUGCGUGCGAUGCAAGGCCUUGCUGUCGGCGUUCUCGUAUCUGGGUCAAUGAGCAUUCUCGGUCGUGUAUACACGCCAGGCCUUCGAAAGAACCGAGUAUUCUCUGCCAUGUCAGCAACGGCUCCGUUUGGUUUCUGGCUUGGUGGAAUCCAGGGUGGCGCGUUGAAGUCAUACCUUUAUUGGAUCUUUGGUUCCAAUGCCAUCAUCUGCGCACUUUGCCUCGUGGCCGCUUGGCUCACUAUGCCCUCGCUACGCCCAGUCGCUGAUGUUGCCGGUGGCGACGUGCCCACUAUUCGCGAAUUCGACUUCAUCGGAGCAACGGUUAUUGCGACCGGCUGUGUGUUGGUUCUUUUCGGACUCACCCAGGGCUCCGUGGUCAUGUGGGUACCCUACACAUAUGCCUUGGUCAUCGUUGGUAUUCUCCUGGUCAUUGCCUUCUUCUUUAUCGAGCGCUGGGUGAAGCGACCGCUUAUCCCAAAUGGACUCUGGAAAAUCAAAGGCUUCACGCCUCUGAUGAUCGCAUACUUCAUUGGAUACGGAGGCUUCCAGGGUGGGUGGCAGUUCUACGCAGUUCAAUUCUGGCUCCGGAUUCAGGAAAACAGUCCUCUCACGGUCGCUCUUUACCUUCUACCUAACGCCAUUGUGGGAGUGUUAGCGACCUGGGUUGUGAGCCGGACUUUGCACAUCAUCCCCGGACACUACAUCUACUUUACUGCAAUGGUUGCUUUUGCGAUGGGGCCUGUCUUUUUCCUUCCGCAAACCCCAAACACAUCAUACUGGCCACUCUCCUUUCCUGGGGUGGCACUCGUCACGUUCGGGCCAGACCUCUCUUUUGCAGCAGCGUCAAUUUAUAUCACUAGCAACGUGCCUCGAUCCUACCAGGGCAGUGCUGGGAGCUUGCUGGUCACAAUGCAAAAUCUGAGCUCAGCCGUGAUGACCGCCGUGGCAGAUGCAAUCGGCACAAAGGUAGACCAGGGACCGGAUGGCAAUAUUGGACUCAAAGGCAUCCAUGCCAUAUGGUGGUUCGCGCUUGCUUGUGAGGUUAUCGCGGCAUUGAUCACAUUGACGUGGGUCAGAAUCCCAAAGGAAGAGGAGAAGAAGGAGCAUGUGACCUGA